AUGAGGAUGCUUAAGCUCCUCCGAAAUCUAACCGGCACCCCUGAGGAUGGGUUUCCUCAGUUCUCGAAGCUCCCGCAAGAGCUACAAGAUACGAUUUGGGCAUUUUCAUCCACCUCAGGUCAGCUACAAAACCUCUGUUUCCAUCCUGUCGGUGGCAUGUGUCGCCGACAUACGCAUCUCUUGAGAAUCCCUAAACUGGCUCUAUCCCAAGUCUGCCGAGUAUCCCGAGCUCAAGCGGCCAAGGACUCUAUCUUUGUUUUCAGCUGCGACAUGGUCCGAGUUGACCGAAGACUGCUCAAGUCUCCCGCUUUUCGCGAACUGUGCGGCUCAAUUCGCAUCCUUGCCAUCAACCCUUGUUACCUCCAAUACCAGCCCAGAAUUCUGGAUGUUAUCGCCGACAAAACACUUUUCCUGCGACUCAGGACUGUCUGCACUAUGUACAGCAUCUUUGGAACUCCGCAGCACGCCCUGUCAAACAGGAAGCUGUCUCUUUACCGGAAACCCCCACGCCUCAAUCUCGUAGCCGCAAACGGUCUCCUUCUUGCAAACGUAGCACCCCCACUUGGCAUAACGCCCAGGACCACACACGAAAAUCUAAUCCCGACAUUGAAUGCCAUCUGGAAGGAGAGAGCGAGUAAAGGUCCGGAAGAGUCGCAGAGGGACGUUGGGUCGUCUCGUGACGUUGCAGGCGCGGAGGUGAUAAUGGACGUGGACAAUAAUGAUUUGCCCAGAUUCGUCGCUGUUAAUUUCGUUGAAGGGCCGCAGAGCCGGAUCGAAGCGAUGAAGUACGUGGUGAAGUAUGUUUGGGAUAAUUGGGGUCUAGGAAUCAUCUAUAUUACGAGUAUUCCUUCCUUGAUCAGUGGGCCAGUAUUAGUAGUUCUAGGCCAUAAACCAACGGGUUUCCUGCUAUUAGCUAUCGGCACAGCAGCGUUGGUAUGGGGCAUGAUAGUUUGUUCGAACGUGUAA
Messenger RNA from Pseudomassariella vexata, 966 nucleotides. RefSeq lists its product as uncharacterized. The record is from RefSeq and is a predicted model, not a curated record. Lineage: Eukaryota; Fungi; Ascomycota; Sordariomycetes; Amphisphaeriales; Pseudomassariaceae. The coding region runs from base 1 to 966 and encodes 321 amino acids. The transcript has a single exon.